AUGAACCGCAUGCUCGAUCCCCCCCUGCGAAAUCCAUUUCAUGCGCCUCCCGUCAGCGACCUCACAGCGAAAUCAAGGACUAUACCACUGCUCUCCCCUUCGGGCCCCGCAGGCGACUCUGUCAGUCCCAGUGACCCCAUGGACAUGAGCCCGUCUGCCUCGACCUCGACCUCGACCUCGAUGGCUCCGCCGCUCCAGAACGGUGCUGAUGCAGAUGCUGCCAACCCCAACAAUGCCAAUUCCAACGCCGAUUCCAACUCCAAUGCCAAUAAUGCCAAUGCGAAUGCCAAUGCGAACCACACAAACGGCACAGCUAUGGACUCCGCACAGUCGCAAUCUACCAGCUCGAACCACCCAAUUGGUGCUGCAGCUGCAGGACAGCAACCCAAGGUCGUCCAGACGGCUUUUAUCCAUAAACUAUACAGUAUGCUGCAGGACCCCAGCAUCCAACAUCUGAUAUCGUGGUCAAGCUCCAACGAGAGCUUCGUCAUGUCUCCUUCGUCGGACUUUUCAAAAGUCUUAUCGCAAUAUUUCAAGCAUACCAAUAUAUCAUCAUUUGUCAGACAGUUAAACAUGUAUGGCUUCCACAAAGUGAGCGAUGUUUUUCACACAGGGUCUCCAGACUCGCCAAUGUGGGAAUUCAGACACGGAAAUGGCAGCUUUCGAAAGGGUGACGUCGCUGGCCUCCGAGACAUCAAGCGGAGAGCUUCAAGACAUGCGCUGAUCCACCGAGACUCUUUCUCAACUCACAAGGCCAAUCAGUCACAGCCGGGUACUCCCGCGGAGGCAGCCAUGGACGGUUUGGACCCUAGAAUGGCCAGUCUGGAACAAUCCUUGUAUGACAUGCAUAACCGCCUGGCGCGGAUGGAGGAUCACAACGCGCUUCUAAGCUCACAUUGCCAUGUCCUCGCUGAGGGUCUGGCCAGAUGUCAUCAGUGGACAAGCACGAUGUCCUCCUUUAUCGUCACCAUGGUUCCUGAUACCGAAAAUUCUAUACACAAAGAAGCUGCAAACAUGCAACGUGAAAUAACCCGGCAGCUGGAGUAUAUCCGGACUCUAGAGAACCCCCAGGAAGCCAUGCUGGCAGGUCGACAGCCCUACUUCUCCAUGUCCAUGGACCCUGGCCCUCCCCCACUCUCCCCGCGUCAGGUAUGCCAGGAUGACGGGAGACGGCCGUCUGGAAUCCGCCAUCCCUUACCACCCCAUAUCACCAUCUCACCGCACCGUCAAGGCUCUCUCGGCGGAAACCCGACUCCGAUCUAUAGCAAACCCCAGAUCCCGCACCAAUCCAACCUCCAUCCCCUGUCAUCAGUCACGUCUCCCCCAGGGCCCAACCUUGCCCGCCGACACACAUCAGCAGACAUCAGACAGCACGGUUGGCCCCCAUCGGCAGGUCCCUCUCCCAACUCACAGUAUGGCCCCAACCCAUCCAUGCAGUGGCCUUCUUCACCAGGUCGAAACCACAAUUCCUCUGACCAGCACGUCCGAGAUGCAUUGGCGCGGUAUGAGCUUGGUGGACCACGACGGCAGCAAGAACAAUCCAGACACGUUACGCCACCCUUUCUUGACCCAGCCCAGCCGGACAAUGGCUGGGCUAUUGGAGGGCCCAAGUUCCCGCGUCCAGUAGAGUCAAUGCCCGCCACCCGUCGAUCAAGCAUGGCGAGCAACGUACAUUCACUGCUGAACCCAUCUAGCGCAGCUGAGCGGGUAGAUGACCCGGAUGGCCCACUUGGAGAAGACCGCAAACGAAAGAGGCUCCAGUGA
This is a messenger RNA of Trichophyton verrucosum HKI 0517, 1764 nucleotides long. RefSeq lists its product as uncharacterized. NCBI's taxonomy places the organism in Eukaryota, Fungi, Ascomycota, Eurotiomycetes, Onygenales, Arthrodermataceae. The record is from RefSeq and is a predicted model, not a curated record. Bases 1 to 1764 code for a protein of 587 amino acids. Gene Ontology annotation, molecular function: DNA-binding transcription factor activity; sequence-specific DNA binding. The transcript is spliced from 5 exons. Gene Ontology annotation, biological process: regulation of DNA-templated transcription.